Molecule: messenger RNA, 3013 nt
Organism: Papilio xuthus (Asian swallowtail)
Lineage: Eukaryota; Metazoa; Arthropoda; Insecta; Lepidoptera; Papilionidae
Gene: NimA
Product: Nimrod A
Exons: 8
Coding region: 161-2923 (920 amino acids)
Molecular function (GO): protein binding
Source: RefSeq, a predicted model, not a curated record
CGUCGCGAGACGCGCGCUCUUUACCACUUUUGUUACCCUGGUACUUUUGCAGUGUGUGACAUAUAAGCGUGUUUUUGUGUUCGUGUGUUUAACUAGCCAGUAAGCACACGGGAGAAGAAACAAAUUACACAGUCACAAUGGAUUGGCAGUAGUGAUUACGAUGCGGGUGUGUGUGCGGUGGCGCGGUGCGGGCGCACAAUUAUGGUGUGCGUUGCUCGCUGUCGCAGUACUGGCGGAGGUGGCCAGCCUCAGCGGACCCAAUGUCUGCAUGGUCAAGCAGAAAUACAAUAUAACGAAGCGCGUGAAGUACCGCGCGCCGAUGUCAGUGCGCACGUACGAGUGGUGCUUCUCCAUGCCGCCGCGCUGCUCGCGCUGGAGCACGGAGAUGCGAGAUCUCACGCGCCUAGAGACAGAAGAGCGUACAGCUGAAGUGGCGGUGUGCUGUCCGGGGUACAAGAUGAAAGACGUGUCCUGUGUACCAAUCUGUCCGUACGGGAAGACCGGUCCUGGAUGUUCAGAUGACUGUCCGGAGAACAAGUGGGGCCCGAACUGUGUGUACAACUGCAGCCAGUGUGCUGAGCACGGAGGCUGCUCACCACUCACUGGAGACUGCGAAUGUGAGGAUGGAUGGCAAGGUGAGAGCUGCGAGUUCCGCAUGUCAACUACGCAAGCAACGACAACUGUGAUGGAGAAAUUACUAACAACGUCAAAACCUACAACUAUUACUAAUCCUACUACUGGAACGUCUCUUAGUAGAACUACUAUUAGUAAUGCAUCAACUGCUAGUAGCACAACAUUAGAAACUAGUACUGUGACUCCAUUUACAUCUGAAUUUACCUCUAGUUCUAGCACAACAUCAAAUUCCCCUAAAUCGACUACUUCUACUUUAGCAACGUCACCAAAAGAGACACCAACUACUACAGAAAUUAAUUUAACAACCAGAAAAAUUGAACUGGAAAAUUUAUCAGGUAGAAAAAAUAUAUACGAAAGUGUUGAAAAUUUUGAAAGUACUACCUUGAUGUCGACAACUAACCAGAUUAGAAAUUACGAAAAUAUCACAAUUACAACGGAAAUUACGAGUCCCAUUGCAAGUACAACAGUUCCAACGACUACUGGAAGUACUAAAAAUACAAAAUCUAUUUAUAACAGAACAGAAAUAUCUUUAGAAAUUGUAUCUACUACUCCAUCGUUUGAUAAAAUGCUUACUUCAACAAAUCCAAUAUUAACAACUGUUGAUAAUAUUACAAAGCAACCGCUCAUUACUACAACUGAGAAGAAAACUGAAACAUACACAACGAGAGCAAAUAUUUUUACCUCAACGGAAAAGGAGCUGACAACUAAACUAGAAGCCACAAAGAGACAUGAAACCACAACAAGAACCUUAUCAACAGUUAAAUUCAAACCAAAAGAAAUUUGGAUUAAACCAACGCAGAAAGGUGAAUCUACUGUUAUAGAUUUUAAAAUAAAAACAAAUCAUGAAUCUGUUAAUCCAAGAAAUCGUAUCGCGACAAAGAAAGAGUCAUCAGAGUUCACAACUCCGAGAACCAUUAUUGUUUCAAUAAUUCCGACAUCAGUGUCUUACGCCACUUUCAAAAAAAUAGCUCUCACUACUUCUUCCUAUCUAACAAUGAAAAACACAAAUAAUAUAACUAAAUUUAAUAAAACUGAACAUGGGUUUACUUCAUCAAUGGCAUCUCAUACUUCUCUGCCACCGUUCAUUAAAAAAAUAAUAAUAUCAAGUACCAUUUCGAAAAACAUAAGCACUUUUUCGAAUUCUACGCCGAAAAUUCGUAAAAAUGUGUCAGAUCUUCAAACAAAUUUGAACGAUAAAGACGUAUCGUCUACUCAAAGUACUACUAACAGCAUGGUAAGCAUGGAGAUAAACAAUUCAAGAUUGAAUCUCUCUACCUUCCUAACAACAAUUUCAACUUCGACUAACAGUUCGACGACACAAAACAUCACCGUUGAAAAGGUAACUAAGAAGUCUACCGUGAGACCUAUUAAGCCGAUAUCCAUUGAAGUUACAACCAGACCUCUAACCGCUUCGACGGUGCAUAAAAAGAUUGUUCUAGAAAAUAUAACUAAAGCAAACAUUCCAAAUUUAAAGACGACUAAAUAUCCUGAAAAGGUACUAACAAGAAUGAAUAUAACGGAAACAAAAAUGAAAAAUCCUAUAAAGAAUGUAACAAAAUUCUCUACUAAACAUUUAACAACGAAGGAACCGGACGAUGAAACUUUUCAUAUUUUGACAGAGCCCGAGCAUAUAACUGCUGUGAUGAAUGAGAAAGAGCGAGACAGAACCUCAAUGGACUUGAUAUCUGUGGUCAGUAUAGCUGGAGGUGUGAUGAUGGCCGUCAUCACCGUGGCAGUCCUCAUCGUCAUGGUGGAGCGCUGCAGGAGGCCCAGGUUUGAACAAGUGAGAAAAGUCAAUGACAUAAGAAUGCAGGUUACGAUAGAUAACAAUGAUGCACCGCCGCCUUACACCAGAAGCAUCUUCCAUACGCCGCUACCAGAACCUCCGUCAGACAAAUGUCAUUACCAACCAAUUUCUACUUUAGAUCGAAAUUUGAAACAGUUCAUGAGGCCAGUAGUGGUGCAGAACAUCUCGCCUAUAAUGUUGGAAAAUUUUAGAGGUAUAUUAGAAUGUCAUUAUGACCAUUUGCCUCGAAGGAAUCACGAUUUUGGUACAAUGCCGUCUCGUUUUGCUGCAGCGCCAUCUAUGAGCUAUUCACAAGAACGCUAUCAAAAGUCAAGAUCCGUACACGACUCUACAAUUGACGCACUGAAAUGUGAAGCUAAACUUGACGCAAUUGAUGCAUCUACAUCAGAACCUUUAUAUGCUGAAAUACCUUGCUGGAGACCACCUUCCGAACACGCCAUUGAAGUGCUCAAUUUAAACGGAGAAGCUAUAACAGAGUUAUAGCAAUCUUAAAGUUGUCAAUUUCAUCCAAUAGAUGGCAGUCUAUGUAUAUUAGUAAUAAUGUUUUUUCUGAAUUUAGUUUUUAAUCUAUGC